AUGGAGAUGGAGAUCGAUUCCCCACGACAAUCGCUCGCUGAAAAGUUUGAGGAAACCCUAAGAAUAGAGGAGGAUGAUGAUGAUGAAUAUGUCGAAGAACAAGAAGAAUCGUCAUCAUCAUCAUCUUCAGAAGAAGAACCACAACAACCAGAACAACGACAACAACAACAACAGCAACAACAAGUGCCACGCGGUUACAAUCCCAUGUCUGUAAUCUGGGUUGAGCCACAAGAAGCACAACCCGAUUAUACCUAUCAACAACUCUGCUUUGAGAUAGCCGACGAGGUCGCCAAGGAUUUCAUCCACCAAGUCCACGAAAAUCGGUUUGGCGAGUUUCCGUGGCCACCUGAUCUUAAUUGCCCACUGUACCAAUUUGGGUAUAUUUCUCGGUUCACAAUAGAGUUGAAGCCUGAAGAUGUGGAAUCUAUGGUGGCGAAGUAUUCGAUAAAAUCGACGCCUGAAGAAGUGAAACGUGCUAAGCGAUUUCUAGAGCAACUCCGGAGCAGCUGGAAAAUGGGCAAAAAUGACAACAUGUUGGAGCUUAAGAGCCUUGACAAGGCUGUGAGGUGCGGGCUCAGCGUGUAUCUUGUGAGCUUUACGGUGAAGGAUGUUUUUGGUGAUGCCAUAAAAAAAGUGAGGGCAUCGGUUGGGUUUGCAUCGUCAGCUCCAGCUCCCAUUCUGAUGGAGUGCAAGCUUGUGCCAUAG
Striga asiatica is the source of this 705-nucleotide messenger RNA. Lineage: Eukaryota; Viridiplantae; Streptophyta; Magnoliopsida; Lamiales; Orobanchaceae. The record is from the annotation of a GenBank genome assembly.